AAUGUUGGUGGCGGUUGUUAUACUUUUUGUAUUGUCUUGGCUGCCACUUUAUGUGAUCUUUGCAAGAAUUAAAUUUGGUGGUGAGAUUUCAGUGGAGGAAAGCGAAGUAUUAAAUAAAGUGACACCCUUUGCUCAGUGGCUGGGUUCUUCCAAUUCGUGCAUCAAUCCAAUUUUAUACGCCUUUUUCAACAAGAAGUAUCGUCGUGGUUUUGCAGCUAUUCUACAAUCCAGGUCAUGCUGCGGACGUUUAAGGUAUUAUGACAAUGUUGCAAUUGCUUCUUCUACCACCAGCACACGCAAGUCGUCGCACUAUCAUCACAAUGGCUCUCGCAAAAGUCCCAGCAGCCCCGGUUUGCGUAAAACCAAUGCUGUCUCAUAUAUUUAUGAGCACCAAUCACUUCGACGUCAUCACCACAAUGCCAUGCUAAAACAGGAUAGUAACUUGUCACAGCAGAUGCUUUUGAAACAGGACUCCCAUGGCUCGAGACAAUUUUUGAUCAAGCAAGAGAGCGCCUCAAGUGAUGGUUCGCGUCGUAUGCUUUGUCAGCAGGAUAGUAAUGGUUCGAAAGUUUCCCUAUCCAAGCAGGAUUCGAUUGUGUCAUAUAUGGAGGCAAGACGCAGUGGACAAUUGAAUGGUAGCAUUGAUAAAUCGCAAGAUUCAUUCUCCGUGCAGGACAACAUGUCAAUUGAUUCACGACGUGGCACAAGUUUUAAGUUGGAUUCGGCACAUAAUUGUGGUUCGCCCAGCACAAGCGCUGCCAUGUUGGAAUAUAAGAGACAAAAGUUUGUCAAACAAGACUCGGUGAUUUCGUUUGUCGAUCAAAGACCUGGUAAGUAG
This is a messenger RNA of Rhagoletis zephyria (snowberry fruit fly), 838 nucleotides long. Its product is annotated as neuropeptide SIFamide receptor-like. NCBI's taxonomy places the organism in Eukaryota, Metazoa, Arthropoda, Insecta, Diptera, Tephritidae. Gene Ontology annotation, cellular component: plasma membrane. The record is from RefSeq and is a predicted model, not a curated record. Gene Ontology annotation, biological process: cellular response to hormone stimulus; G protein-coupled receptor signaling pathway. Gene Ontology annotation, molecular function: peptide binding; G protein-coupled receptor activity.